Molecule: messenger RNA, 444 nt
Organism: Debaryomyces hansenii CBS767
Lineage: Eukaryota; Fungi; Ascomycota; Pichiomycetes; Serinales; Debaryomycetaceae
Gene: MIM1
Product: Mim1p
Exons: 1
Coding region: 1-444 (147 amino acids)
Biological process (GO): protein insertion into mitochondrial outer membrane; mitochondrial outer membrane translocase complex assembly
Cellular component (GO): mitochondrial outer membrane
Source: RefSeq, a predicted model, not a curated record
AUGUCAGGUAUAUAUGAUAAGCCUGAGCUCCAUAGCGGUAUAAAGUUGCAAGAUAAUAAUGAUAUUGAAACCGAGAAAUAUGUAGAAGAAACAUCAGAGUUUCUAAAUGAAGCAUUGCUUCUGAACAACCAAAACGAAGAGAUCAACAAUACUACAGGCAACCAACUGUCAUCGGAAGACGUUAGUUACGCAGAUGCAAUAAAUGCAAGCAUGUUUCCUCUUCAAGAAGAAAAGGAAGAGUCGGUGUAUAAUAUAAAUUUAUGGUCAAUUUUAAGAAAAAGUUCAAUUAACUUGAUUUUACCGUUCAUCAAUGGUAUGAUGUUGGGCUUUGGGGAAAUAUUGGCACACGAAAUAGGGUUCCGUUAUAACUGGGUUGGUGCUAAAGUAGAACCCCCAAGAAGAAUUGCUCGUAAAAAUAAACAGAAUCAAUCUGCCUUCUUAUAA